Lepisosteus oculatus (spotted gar) is the source of this 1828-nucleotide messenger RNA. NCBI's taxonomy places the organism in Eukaryota, Metazoa, Chordata, Actinopteri, Semionotiformes, Lepisosteidae. The record is from RefSeq and is a predicted model, not a curated record.
AUGGAAAUGAGACCUAUCUACACUGGGGACCUUGUCCCCUCACUUCAAGGGUAUUCUCGGAUUGGGUCCCAAGAUGGAGAAGAGGGAGAUAAAAGAACGUCAUUAGAAAAGGACGAAUCUCUGAAGAAUCAGUCUCAGCUACAACAAGACAAAUGGAACCUUUCAGAUACCAACAAAAAACUGUGGAGUCAAAACAAGGAAUUGUCUGACUCUAGUAUCAAGCUGAGCAGUCUCUCUGCAAAAUACUCUGCACUGCAUGAACACUGUCACUCCACACAUGGGCAUCAUAGCUCCUCAAGACACAGACAUCACGGACAUCAUGACCUGACGGGAAGGGCUUUCUACUUCCCUACGGCCUCUGAUCCUCUCUAUGUCAGACUGAUCCCAGAGAGGCAUGAAGCUCUCACAGAAACCACAGUUUGUUUGAGAUACAGCUCUGACCAGAAUAAGAACAUGUUCCUGUUUUCCAUUUCCACGCCCCAUGAAGACAACGUACUUACUCUCUACAAGGUUCAUCAAGGAGAAUACGCCAUGUCUUUAAAUAAUGAGCAAACAACAUUUAAAGUCAACGAUACUGCCCCGCCAUCAGGCUGGACACAUAUUUGCGUGACCUGGGAGUCAGCUACUGGAUCUGUUCGGCUAUUUGUAAAUGGGAUGCACAGCAGGUACCAAAAGGGAAGCUUGCAAGAGAUCAGUCAUGGAAUGCAAUCCAUUUACCUUGGCCAAGACCCAGCCUCUAGCAGUGGAAAGAAGGGCAGCCAUUACUCUUUCAGUGGCCAGAUAACAGAGGUGUAUGUGGGAGAUACUGUACUUUCUGACUGCGAGAUAAGUGCAUUGAAUGCUGGAUUAGAUGCUCCCUUCGACAGUCUUUUAAGCUGGAAAUCACUGCAAUACGAGAAACAUGACAAAAUCCUCCUCAAACAUGUGAAAGGUAUCUGCUUGUAGUUUCCCUGACAUUAGAUGCAGCAGGUAAAGUAAGAUUUUAUCUUUAAUAUUUUUUUGCUUUGCACCAUUUCAGCAGUUGUAGACAGGUUUUUGACAAAAGAAAUUAGAUAAGAUUUUAAGCAGGGUGCCACUAUGAAAGCCACCAGUGCCUGUGAAAUGCGUCAUUAGCUUAAACACAAGCAUGCAACCUGUGCAUCAUUAACUGACAGAGAAAUUGCACAGGGAUCAAAGGAAUGUUUCUCAACAUGAACCAUAAAGGGUCCGUGUACCACCACCAUGUUAUUUCCUUAUACCAAUCACACAGAUAGAAAACUAUUCCAGAGACAGUAUGUAAAUUGGAAAGGAACUGAAUGUUUGCUGUAUCAGCCUUUAUACAAACAGCUAUUUUAAUAAUUUACACCAAUCACACGAAGCAACGAGAUCUAAAGAGCAAGGAGAGACAUGCGUUAGAUAAUAAUUCCAACAUGUCUGGGGAUUUUCCCUUUAAUAUGACAAUGCUCCAGUGAAGAUUGUAAAACAUAACCAGACUAUUAUUAAAACAGUGUACUUGUUUACUUUGGAAUGUUAAACUAUUGUCUUUUUGAUGACUGUAGAAAUAUGAAAAUAUAUAUUGUGAAAGUCCCUUUUGCAAAAAAGAAGACUCUAAUGAAAAAGCCACCCAGCAUUGUAAUUCUGGGGUUGCUGUUAUUGAGAGGUAUACAUUGAUUUUUGUGCUAAAUGCAAUAAAGCGUACAGAUACUGAACAAAUGUGCUGUUUGUGUUUGAAAAGAAAAUUUAAAGUUUUCCUAAAUUCUUGAAAUAGAUGAAAUCACAUACUCUCAAUUAGUGAAAAUAAGUAUAGAAAGAUUCUAAUUUCUAAAACAUUUGGAAGAACAGAACAUAA